AUGAGCUUAAUUUUAAGAUAUAUUGAUGAAAAAAAUCAAAUUUUUGAACGAUUUGUCGGAUUUUUGAAUUGUCAUGAUAAAUCUUAUGAUAAUGCAAAUGUUGACGAAGAACUUCAAGUAAGCGAACCCAAAUUGACUGGAGAAAAAUUAGGAGAUAUUGUAAUAUUUAUUUUAAAAAGCAUGUCACUGGAUCUUGAAAACUGUGUUGAAAUUAUAGAAAGUUUAACUGACAUAUCUGAAUGGACUGACCAUAUUUCUUCGUCAAAAGCUAAAACACUUUUAAUGGCUGUAACUUGUUGUGAUUUUAUUAUUACCUUAUUUGCAUUGACAGACGUUUUAAGUGUUACACUACCAGCCAGUAGACUUUUGCAAAGUUACAAUAGAAACAUUACAGAAGCAUCUGAUAUAAUAGAUGGCAUUAUACUUAACCUCUCUGAAAAACGAUCUAAUUGUGAAUCAGACUUUUCACAAUUAUUUGAACAAAGUAAGAAUCUUAUGAAUAAAUUGGACAUUGAUUUAAAAUUAACAAGAAUUGCCAAACGCCAAACACAAAGAUCUAAUACUCCUGCUCAAUCACUAGAAGAAUAUUAUAGUCGAGUAAUAUAUAUUCCAUUACUUGAAAACAUUUCAGAAGACUUGCAGUCAUGUUUUCUUAAUGCAAAAACUAAAAUAACAUUUAUAUUGAUGCUGCUUAUACCAUCCAAUGUUUUAAACAUAUCAAAUGACAAAAAACACGAACUUCUUCAGACUGUAACAAAUCACUAUGCAUACUUGGAUAUUAAUAUUUUAGAAUUUCAAGGAGAAAUAGAACUAUGGAAAACCAAAUGGAUUGAAAGUAAAAAUGAAUGUAAAAAAAUUCCUGAAAACGUUUUAGAAUCAAUUACGCAAAGUAAUAAAAUACUAUUUCCCGGGAUCAGAAAAAUACUGAUAAUAUUAGCUACUUUGCCUGUAAGUGUUGCUUCCGCAGAGAGGAGUUUUUCGACGUUACGCAGAUUAAAAACUUGGUUAAGAAGUCAAAUUGGACAGGAUGGAUUGACUGGUUUGGCAUUGUUGCAUGUACAUCGCGAUAUAGAACUAGAUGCAUGGAAAAUAAUAGAUCGGUUUGCAGAACACAAACGCUUUAAAGAAUUUGUUUUAUAG
Messenger RNA from Myzus persicae (green peach aphid), 1140 nucleotides. Its product is annotated as 52 kDa repressor of the inhibitor of the protein kinase-like. The coding region runs from base 1 to 1140 and encodes 379 amino acids. Gene Ontology annotation, molecular function: protein dimerization activity. The transcript has 4 exons. The record is from RefSeq and is a predicted model, not a curated record. NCBI's taxonomy places the organism in Eukaryota, Metazoa, Arthropoda, Insecta, Hemiptera, Aphididae.